This is a messenger RNA of Rhagoletis pomonella (apple maggot), 281 nucleotides long. RefSeq lists its product as uncharacterized. Bases 53 to 256 code for a protein of 67 amino acids. NCBI's taxonomy places the organism in Eukaryota, Metazoa, Arthropoda, Insecta, Diptera, Tephritidae. The transcript has 2 exons. The record is from RefSeq and is a predicted model, not a curated record.
AUUAUCAUCAUGAAUUGACGUGCAUUCCAGACUCCUGUUUUAAAUAAAUUUAAUGUCAUCUGUUGAUAACACAAAGGAUUGCUUAGCUUGUCGCUUAAUUAGCGGCUUUGGUUUAAUUGCAAUGGGUGCUUACAUAUUAUCACAAUCAAAGAAUCGCAGAAAAAUUGAAAUGAAUACCAUGCGUUUACUUUCAGGAGGCAUAAUGUUCCUUGGCAUAGCGCGACUUUCUAAUGCAAGUUUUCUUAAAAGCAAAUAAGAUACAUUUUUGCUUGACAAAAACA